AUGGAGAAUCUGAAUCGCCUUAUUAGCCAAAUUGUGUCCUCCAUUACUGCCUCUCUCCGUUUUGAUGGUGCCCUGAAUGUUGAUCUGACAGAAUUCCAGACCAACCUGGUGCCCUAUCUCCAUAUCCAUUUCCCUCUGGUCACAUAUGCUCCAGUCAUCUCUGCUGAGAAAGCUUACCAUGAGCAGCUGACUGUAGCAGAGAUCACCAAUGCUUCUUUUGAGCCUGCCAACCAGAUGGUGAAAUGUGACCCUCGCCAUGGUAAAUACAUGGCUUGCUGCCUGCUCUACCGUGGUGAUGUGGUUCCCAAAGAUGUCAAUGCUGCUGUUGCCACCAUCAAGACAAAACGUAGCAUCCAGUUUGUGGAUUGGUGCCCAACUGGCUUCAAGGUUGGCAUCAAUUACCAGCCUCCCACUGUGGUUCCUGGUGGUGACCUGGCCAAGGUACAGCGGGCUGUGUGCACGUUGAGCAACACUACAGCCGUUGCUGAGGCCUGGGCUGGCCUAGACCACAAAUUUGAUCUGAUGUAUGCCAAGCGUGCCUUUGUCCAUUGGUAUGUGGGGGAGGGCAUGGAGGAAGGAGAGUUCUCUGAGGCAUGGGAGGAUACGGCUGCCCUGGAGAAAGAUUAUGAGGAGGUUGGAGCAGAUAAUGCUGAUGGGGAAGAUGAAGGCGAGGAAUAUUGAUGUGUAUGUUAUCUUUUUCUUUAUACUAGGUCU
This is a messenger RNA of Trichosurus vulpecula (common brushtail), 714 nucleotides long. Its product is annotated as tubulin alpha-1C chain-like. Gene Ontology annotation, biological process: microtubule cytoskeleton organization; mitotic cell cycle. Gene Ontology annotation, molecular function: structural constituent of cytoskeleton; GTP binding. The coding region runs from base 1 to 681 and encodes 226 amino acids. Lineage: Eukaryota; Metazoa; Chordata; Mammalia; Diprotodontia; Phalangeridae. Gene Ontology annotation, cellular component: cytoplasm; microtubule. The record is from RefSeq and is a predicted model, not a curated record. The transcript has a single exon.